Molecule: messenger RNA, 6691 nt
Organism: Cicer arietinum (chickpea)
Lineage: Eukaryota; Viridiplantae; Streptophyta; Magnoliopsida; Fabales; Fabaceae
Source: RefSeq, a predicted model, not a curated record
UUAGUGUAAGCAUUGUGUGUGUUUAGGAUUCUCUUUCACUCUUUACUUUCUGUCAGUCAUUGGGUUCUGAGUUUAACAUUUUUUGUGGGGUUCAAUUUUUAGAACUAAACAAAUUUGUGCCAUUCUCUCAAAUCACAAUCUUUCUAACUUCUUCCCCCCAUUUUCCCACUUUCACCUCUCCUCAAAUUCAUCGAUCCAUGGAUUCUUUUCGUUAAAGUUUUCAACUUUAGUCUCUCAGCAAGAAGGAGAAAUGCUUCAGUUCAUUUGGAAAUUGGAAUGACUAUGAUAUGAAUAUGAACUCUCAUCAUUCCUACUUUGUUAAUUUUCUGUAGAAGGGAAAAACUUUCUUAGGUGAUUGUAUUUAUUGUUUUUGCUUUGGUGGCUAUCUCAGUAAACAACAAUUAACUGGGUGUUGGAGUUGGGGAACCUUCAAGUUUUGGCAAUAAUGCAUGUUAGGUGUGAUUAAUUUUCUGGAACAAUGUCUAGAGUUACUAAAUGGAAGAUUGAGAAAACAAAAGUUAAGGUGGUUUUUCGCCUUCAAUUCCAUGCUACACAUAUUCCACAAUCUGGAUGGGAUAAACUGUUUAUCUCCUUCAUCCCUGCUGACUCUGGGAAGGUAACAUCAAAAACAACCAAAGCAAAUGUCAGAAAUGGAACUUGUAAGUGGUCAGAUCCAAUCUAUGAAACUACAAGACUCCUCCAAGACAUUAAAACGAGGCAAUAUGAGGAGAAGCUUUACAAACUUGUUGUGGGGAUGGGUUCUUCACGAUCUAGCAUCCUUGGCGAGGCCAUCAUAAAUCUGGCUGAUUUUGUCGAUGCAUUGAAGCCUACUGCUGUAGCUUUGCCUCUUAAUGGAAGUGAUCCCGGAGUCACACUACAUGUCGCAGUGCAGCUUCUCACUUCCAAAACCGGUUUUAGAGAAUUUGAACAGCAGAGGGAACUCAGGGAAAGGGGUCUACAGACAACCUCUGACCAAGGCACUCAUGAUGAAUCUGCUGAUAGCAAAGAGUCAUCUCCUGACCAGAAUGUCAAUAAUCACAUUAAUAAGGUCAAUUCAAGAGUGAGAUUGAAAAGGGAAUCUAAAGAUCUCCUCCGUACUUCUUCAAUCGAAGUGGAGUCAGGGUUAAAUGAAGAGUAUGCUGACUCAGCUGCUGGAUUUGAUGGCUCUUCUACUACUUCUGAAAGUGUUUAUACUGAGAAGCAUGAUAUCUGCAGUAUGCAUGAAGUGGACAGCCUUAAAAGCACAAUCUCUGGUGAUUUAGGUGUACUAUCUCUCGGUCAUAGUCCUCAGCCAGAGAAAGGAGAAGCACCUGAUAACCAGUUUCCAUCACAGGGCAAUGCUAGGGUUCAUGGUUGGAGCCUAGACUACUCAGCUGCCAAUAACUUGGCUGUUGCUUCCGGAGACUGUAGCAGUAGCAGUCUUAAGGGAAAUUUAGAAGCAGUUGAGUCAUCUAUCGUUGAUCUAAAACUGAAGGUGAACUGUUUGCAACAUCAUGCUGAUAAAAUAGGUGUUGAAACAAAACUUUUUUCUGAGCAAAUUGCUGCUGAGAUAUCAUCAGGAGAAGAGCUAGCAAAAGAGGUUGCUGUACUAAAAUCAGACUGUUCAAAGUUUAAAGAUGAAUUUGAGCAGCUUAAAAGUUCUAAGUUAAGCUUAGCACUUGCUCGCAAUGAAGCUACUGAGACAGAUCGCGAUAAAUUAUUCUACAAUUUACAGCUUAAAUGGCACAAGGGGCUUUUGCUCAUGGAAAAUAAGUUAAGAGAUAUUCAGAAGGUAUCUAUGGGAAUUCCUGAAAGGGAUUUUAGGUUCUUUAACUUGGAGUUAGAGAGAGUGGUUGAGAUUUUGCAGGAUCUCAAACAAGAAUCUGGAGAUCCUAUUUCGGGGACUAUCGUUGCCAAUGGAAGAGAGAACAAGCAAAUGGAUUUACAAAUGGGUGAGCAACUUUUAACAGAUAUUGGGUCUGAUGCAGCUUUAUAUCAACCUGAAAGCUUGACUCGUUAUCUUACCGUACCUGGCCUUGUGUCUCAUGAGUUUGAUUCCGUUGAUCCCACCCUUGCUAUGAAAGAGAAAAUCUUUGAACUUCUAAGGGAGCUAGACGAGUCCAAAAUUGAAAGGGAGGGAUUCGUGCGAAAAAUGGACCAGAUGGAGUGCUACUAUGAAGCUCUUAUACAGGAACUUGAGCAGAAUCAAAGGCAGAUGAUGGCUGAGUUGCAGAACCUCAGGAAUGAACAUUCUACUUGCCUAUAUGCAAUUUCUGCUGGUAAGACUGAGAUGGAGAAAAUGCACCAAAAUAUGAAUGAGCAGAUAAUGAAAUUUUCUGAAGAUAAGCGCAUUUUGGAAUCUCUCAACAGUGAGUUUGAAAGAAGAGCUAUUUCUGCUGAAGCAUCCCUUAAAAGGGCUAGAUUGAACUAUUCUAUUGCUGUUGGUCAAUUACAAAAAGAUCUCGAACUUCUUUCUGGCCAGGUUCUUUCUAUGCAUGAGACAAAUGAGAAUCUCAUAAAGCAGACCCUUUCCGAUUCUCCCCUUUCAAAUACUGAUGAUUUCCCAGAACCAUUGAAUUAUACUAAAAAUUCAGAAGGUCGUGCUUCUAAUCAAUUGCUACGUCAAAAUCACAGUUCUUCCUUUCAUAGACAACAUUCGGGUGAAGACAUUUUACUAAGCGAUUUGAAAAGAUCACUUCAAUUGCAAGAGGGGUUAUACAAACAGGUUGAAGAAGAAAUCUGCCAGAUGCAUUUUGUAAAUAUAUACUCAGACGUGUUUUCUAAGGCUCUGGAAGAAACAUUGCUUGAAGCCAGUUUUAACAUUCAGGCCACGGCAGAUGAAAAUUUUCAACUCUGUAGUCAGCUGGAGCUUACAAAUCAAUCCAACGAGUUGCUGGUUCUGAGGUUGCAGAAGGCCAUGAAUGAUAUCCUUUCGUUAAAGGAGUACAAGGAGAUUUGCAUAGCAAAGAGCAAUGAUCUUACUCAUCAGAACCAAAUUUUAGAGGCAAAUUUAAAAGAUCUUGCUCAUGAAAACAAUCUUCUUACUCAGAAAAUGAAUGAGUUGGAAGCCCUUCUGACAAAUUAUAGAGGUUACGAAACCAAAUACAUUGCAUGCAGUGCAGAAAACUCAGAGUUGAAGAGCUUAUUGAAAAAAGAAAGCCUAGAAAAUGACCAACUUCAUGAUGAAAUAUCCAUUUUGCAGGAAGAGUUAAAAUCUAUCAGAACUAAAUUUCAUGAGCUGGAUUCUAUGAAGAAUGAUCUGCAAAAUAAAGUCAUCUUUUCAUCUAAUCAGUUGCAGAAAUUGGUGGCAUCAUAUGAUGAUAGACACACUGAUCUUUCUCUUUGUAGUAGUUCUGCUUGUUUGGAUUCAAAAUGUGAAGACUUAGAAGGUCUGUUAUUGCGAUUAGAAGAGCAGCAACGUAAUGCUUUUGAUAGGAUCCUGGUACUCAUUGAAGAGAAGAAAAUUUUAGCGUGUGAAAAAAAUUUGGCUCAAGUAUCUUUAGACACAGCAGAAUCAGAUGCUCUAGUCAUGAAACAAAAGUUUGAGCGUGAUUUACAGCAGAUGGUAAGUAACAUAAGUGUGUCUGGUAUCCAGUUGCAGAAACUUGAAUCAGAUCUUGAGGUGCUUGUUGACAGGAUCAGUGCUGGUUUUAAAUCUGAAGAAAAAUACUCUCAGCAGCACAAUGAAUUGUUAUCCGGUCUUGAUCAUUUGGAAGCUGAACUUCAGCAACUUAAUUCCAGAAAUCAGGAUCUUACUCAAGAAAUUUUAAUGCUAGGUACUUCAUCUAGAGACCUUGAAAUGUGCAAGCUGACCUUAGCAGCAAUUACAGAGGAGAAGAAAGCUUUGGAGUUGUCGUUGGAAGACAAAACAGAAGAAUCUGCCAAGAUUUCAUCUGAGAUUAAUUUUUUGAAAACCAACCUGUGUUCUCUGCAGAAUGAGUUGCAUGAUGAAAAAGUCUUCAGAGAAAAAUUGGAAGCUGACCUUCAGCAACUUAAUUCCAGAAAUCAGGAUCUUACUCAUGAAAUUUUAAUGCUAGGUACUUCAUCUAGAGACCUUGAAAUGUGCAAGCUGACAUUAGCAGCACUUACAGAGGAGAAGAAAGCUUUGGAGUUGUCUUUUCAGGACAAAACAGAAGAAUCUGCCAAGAUUUCAUCUGAGAUUAAUGUUUUGAAAAGUAACUUGUGUUCUCUGCAAAAUCAGUUGCUUGAUGAAAAAAUCUUCAAAGAAAAAUUGGAGAAAACAAUUAUAGAUCUUACCACAGAAUUGAAUGAAAAGCAACACCAGCUGCAGGAUUCUGAUAUGAACAGACAAGAAGUGGUCUAUCUGAAGAAACUGGUCACAGACUUAGAAUUUGAGAAAUCAAAAAUCUCAGAUCUUUUACAGACAUCUGAAAUACGUCUUGAAGAUGCUUUAAAUGAAUCUUCUUCUACUAGUUGUCUGGAAACUCACUUGUCUGAAAUGCAUGAAUUUUCGAUAGCUACAGAUGUUGUUACGACGUCCACCAGAGCUCAGUUUGAGGGUCACGUUGAGGAACUUACUGAGAAACUUAAUUCUGCUUGCAGGCAAGUAGAUGUGCUUCGUAAGAAGAAUUUUGAUUUAGAAUCUGAACUGAAUGUCUGUCUUUGUAGAGAAUUAAAUUGCAUGGAAGAAAAUAUUACAUUGUUGACGAGUCUUGACUACCUAAAAUCUGAGUUAGAGGUCUAUGCUGCUCAGUGUAGAGCACUAAUUGAUCAAAAUAGUGCAACAGUAUCAGAGCAAAAGGAACACCAGAGUAGGACAGAAAGUGUCAGCAAUUCUUCUAACUCGUCUGAGAGUGAGUGUGUGCUUAAGGUUGCAAGGCUAGAGCAAUUGCUGGCAAAUGCUAGUAGGGAUGAGGAAAGACUCUUUUUGUCGAAGGAAGAAACUGAAGUCAAAUGUAUAGUUCUCCAGGGCAAAUUGGAUGAACUGGAAACUGCAAUUACUUCACUGAAACAAUCAGAUAACGAGCUGAUAAGGCUGCAGAAUCAAUGUAAUGAACUUACAAGGAGGCUUUCGGAACAGGUUCUUAAGACCGAGGAGUUUAAGAAUUUGUCUAUUCAUUUGAAGGAAUUGAAAGACAAGGCUGAAACUGAGAGUCUUAAUGCUCGUGACAGAAGAGGACAUGAAGGACCAAUGGUUGCUAUGCAAGAGUCGUUGAGAAUUGCAUUUAUCAAGGAACAAUAUGAAACUAAGUUGCAAGAACUGAAACAGCAACUGUCUUUGUCAAAAAAGCAUAGCGAGGAAAUGUUGUGGAAACUACAAGGCACAAUUGAUGAAACUGAGAAUAGAAAGAAGUCUGAAGCUUCUCAAAUAAAAAUAAAUGAAGAGCUGGGAAUGAAGAUCUUGGAAUUGGAGGCUGAGUUACAAGCUGUACUUUCUGACAAACGAAAUAUGUUAAAUGCGUAUGACCUGUUAAAGGCUGAAAAGGAGUGCUCAGUGAUGUCCCUUGAAUGCUGUAAGCAAGAAAAACAAGAGCUUGAAGCUGCUCUUCUGAAAUGCAGUGAGGAGAAGUCCAAAAUUGAAGUAGAGCUUACCCUGGUGAAGGAAUCAAUUGAGACUUUGAAAUCUAAUGUGAAUGUUCGGAAUGAAGGCAAUGACACAUUAUUUUCAUUAAAUCCUCACGAACAUGAGAGUGCAAAUUCAAUUCUCAAUUUGCAACCAGAGGAUCCUCUUGCGUUUAGAAUUAUGAAUGGAUGCCAAACUCUGGGAACUGAAGAGGACUUGCAACAAAAUGAAGAAAAAAAGCACCUGGCUUUAGCUGAAAGUUUGAAAUCUAGCAUUGAUCACCUGAAUAAGGAGUUGGAAAAGAUGAAAAACGAGAAUAUGCUUCCUACAGAAGAUGGUAAAAACCAUGAGCCAAGUUUUCCAGGUCUUCAAAGAGAACUGAUGCAGCUACACGAGGCCAAUCAAGAGUUAGGAAACAUGUUCCCUGUGUUCAAUAAAAUCUCUGUCAGUGGUAAUGCAUUAGAAAGGGUGCUUGCUUUGGAGAUUGAGCUUGCUGAAGCAUUGCAAGCCAAGAAGAAGUCAAGCAUCCAAUUUCAGAGUUCUUUCUCGAAACAACACAACGACGAAGAAGCAGUAUUCAGAAGUUUCAGGGAUAUCAAUGAGCUAAUUAAAGAUAUGUUAGAACUAAAGACAAGACAUUCUUCCAUGGAGACAGAACUGAAAGAGAUGCACGACCGUUACUCUCAAUUAAGUCUUCAGUUUGCAGAAGUUGAAGGUGAGAGACAAAAACUCAUGAUGACUCUUAAGAAUGCAAGAGUAUCCAAGAAAGCUCCAAAUUCCUUAUUGCCACACUAGAGCAACAUUCUUUAGUUUACCCCCCUUGCACAUGCCAAUAAUCCAUGCUUGGUUAAGAAUUAAGAUAUUUGUGGCCCCAUUAUAUCUCCCCUUUUGUUUAUUAAAUAGAUAUAUAGAUAUAUAGUUAAUGUUUCAUUAUAUAAGGGGCCCCAUCAACUAUGCCAAGAGUUAAUAUUUUUGCAAGGGUUGGUAUGCUAUUUCAUAACUUUCACAAGAUGCAGAUAAUAAUUUGUGUAAAUAAAGUAGUGUUUGUCCUUCACUCUUGACUCUAAGAAUCAAAGUAUAGAUAUCCCUGUAACACAUCUUUUACUCAAGCUUGAGUGUUGUAAUUGUUUUUCUGUACAGGAACAAGAUCUCAACAAUAUUUCUAUUUAAACUUUAUUUUGAUGAUAA